UGGAUUAAGGCAGCCUCUACUGGAGCAGACCUGGGACCCUUCCUGGUCUGGGCAGCUUGGCCAUGUCUGACACGGAAGAAGUCGUGGAAAGCUACGAAGAGGAGCAGGAAGAAGAAGCUGUGGAAGAGCAAGAGGAGCCUGCAGAGGAGGAAUCUGAAGAGACCAAAGAAGAAGAAACAGAACAAGAGGAAGAAGCGAAAGAAGCAGAAGGGCUUUUCUUGUGUCUUGCAGAUGAACCAGUGGAGGAGUCGAAACCAAAACCCAAGCCCUUCAUGCCCAAUCUGGUGCCACCAAAGAUCCCAGAUGGGGAGAGAGUGGACUUUGAUGAUAUCCACCGGAAGCGCAUGGAGAAGGACCUGACGGAGCUGCAGACUCUGAUCGAGGCGCACUUUGAGAACAGGAAGAAGGAAGAAGAGGAGCUCAUCUCCCUCAAGGACAGGAUUGAGAACCGGAGGGCUGAGCGGGCAGAGCAGCAGCGCAUCCGGAAUGAGCGUGAGAAGGAGCGGCAGACACGGUUGGCGGAAGAGAAAGCGCGGCGGGAGGAGGAGGAGAACCGGAGGAAGGCUGCAGACGACGCCAGGAAGAAGAAGGCCUUCUCCAACAUGCUGCACUUCGGCGGCUAUAUCCAGAAGGGCAAGACGGAGAGGAAAGGCGGGAAGAAGCAGACAGAGCGAGAGAAGAAGAAGAAGAUCCUGGCAGAGAGAAGGAAGGUUCUGGCUAUCGACCAUCUGAAUGAAGAUCAGCUGAGGGAGAAGGCCAAAGGCCUGUGGCAAAGCAUUUACAACCUGGAAGCGGAGAAGUUCGACCUGCAGGAGAAACUCAAGCAGCAGAAGUAUGAGAUCAAUGUUCUCCGGAACCGGAUAAACGAUAACCAGAAAGUCUCCAAGACUCGAGGAAAGGCUAAAGUCACCGGGCGCUGGAAGUAGUAGUCCUGACUGGGCCUGGAAGGGCCUGGUGGGCCCAGUUCCUUCCCCCUCCCCGGGCUGAGGGAGGAGAGAAGACUGAGAGCUGACACCUCCCUAAUCACAUUGAUCCUAUAGGCCACUUCACCCCCACGCCCCCUUUUCUGGUGCUGCCUCCCCGCACCUCAGCCCAUCCCCGAGUGUCCAAGUGGGGUCCGGAGCACUGAGCCGAGAUGGGCCCGUGGCUACAUCUUGUCAGAGCUCUUGAGCCUGUAAAUAAAAAUCAACGCAGUCAAACGGC
Messenger RNA from Tachyglossus aculeatus (Australian echidna), 1203 nucleotides. It is a transcript of the gene TNNT2, whose product is annotated as troponin T2, cardiac type. Gene Ontology annotation, molecular function: troponin I binding; tropomyosin binding; troponin C binding. The record is from RefSeq and is a predicted model, not a curated record. NCBI's taxonomy places the organism in Eukaryota, Metazoa, Chordata, Mammalia, Monotremata, Tachyglossidae. The coding region runs from base 63 to 926 and encodes 287 amino acids. The transcript has 16 exons. Gene Ontology annotation, cellular component: troponin complex. Gene Ontology annotation, biological process: sarcomere organization; regulation of muscle contraction; cardiac muscle contraction.